Cuscuta epithymum is the source of this 1503-nucleotide messenger RNA. The record is from the annotation of a GenBank genome assembly. NCBI's taxonomy places the organism in Eukaryota, Viridiplantae, Streptophyta, Magnoliopsida, Solanales, Convolvulaceae.
GGAAAAAUAAAGAGUGCAGAACCUAUUAGUCCAUCUAUUUAUUAUCCCCAUUUAUCCCUUUCACAACUCUGCCCCCUUUUGACCUUAGCCUCCCUUUCUCCUCUUGAUCAAUAGUUAACCAGAGAUUCAGAGAAUGAAGAUCCAGUGUGAUGUCUGCAAUAAGGAGGAAGCCUCUUUCUACUGUGUUGCAGAUGAUGCUUCUUUGUGCAAGGGAUGUGACCACAAAGUCCACUAUGCUAACAAAGUUGCUAGCAAGCACCACAGGUUCACUCUUCUCCACCCUCCUGCUGCAGAACAUUCCCCUCUCUGUGAUAUUUGCAAGGAGAGGAAGGCUUUCUUGUUCUGCCAACAAGACAGGGCUAUUCUGUGCAGAGAGUGUGAUGCUUCUAUACAUAAAGUCAAUGAGCAUACCAAGAAACACAGCAGGUUUCUUCUCACUGGAGUCAAGCUCUCUGCCACCUCUGAUGUCUACUCCUCCGCUUCAGAUUCUGCUAAAACCGCCACUGCUCGUGUAGGAUCUGUUCUUAAUCCGAAGCCUCGGGUCUCCUCAAAAAUGGCAUUUUCACCCGGCCGGAUUCCGAAGAUUGCAAAAACUUCUGCACUUUCAAACUUCCAGGCAACUCCAAUGGCAGCACCAGCAGAAACCAAUCAUGGUUUGACUAGCAGCAGUUUAUCAGAGUAUUUGGAGAUGCUGCCUGGCUACCAUGUUGAAGACCUGCUUGAUUCAUCUCCCCCUUAUGGUUUGUAUAAGAUGGGUGGAAAUGGUGUGAUGCCAUUCUGGGAAAAUGACAUUGAGAGCAGCAUGUGCUCUAUCUCCUCAGAAAAGGAUGGGGUUUCGGUCCCACAAGCAUCUUCUCAUCAACACAAGCAGACCCAAACUAUCCCCACUGCCUUUGGUGGAUCACAAUUUGGGUUCAGCAGAAAGUGGACAGAUGAUAACUGUUUUGCAGUUCCAGAGAUGAGAACUUCUUCAACUAGCCUCAAAAGAUCAAGAAUAUUUUGGUAGUUGAAAGUCCAUUAAUGAUUGGGAAAAAUUUGGAUCUGCACCCUAUGUUUAUUUUUAAUUAAACACUGGACCCAUAUUUUAAAUAUUUUUUGAUGGGCAACCCUAAGCUCCAAAAGUGUAAUAAAACUCAAAUAUUUAAUCUGCAGUUUAUGGAUGAAAAGUCAAAGAAUAGUAAACUGUUUUUGGAGCUUUGGAGUGUAAACUCACAGAAAUUAAAAAAUUGGGGUUCAAUAUCUAUUAUCAAACUAAACAUGUGGUGCAAACUCAAAUAUUUCUUUAGUUAAUUACUCUUUCGGUCUCCAAGCUUUUGCUCUUUUUUUUCGAUUUCUCUAUAGGGAAUUUGAUAUGGUUUUUGUGUGGUAAUUUUGGGUAUGUUUUGCUCUUGUAACAAGUCCUCUUUGUUCAAACUUAUCUUAUGUAUCCCACGUUACAUAUCUCAUCUCUUUUUGUGAUUAAAUGAGUUCAUAUCUCAUCAUAUUAAUACUGUUAAGAUUCCC